AUGGAUCCCAACAAAGCUGAAAUUAGUCGUCUUGAGGUACUUCCUCAAGAUCUACUCGGAGAAAUAGUUGCCAAAAUAGGGGCAAAAUACGCUGAAGAUUAUCACAAUUGCAUCCUUUCAUGCAAAGAACUAGGUGCAUCAGCAAACGAUGAACGCGUGCUCAAAACCCUUAAUCUUGCUCCGUUGGUGAAGAAACCGUUAUCAUGCCGCAAACACCUUCUUAUUAUGAAGAAAUGUCUUGCCAACAACAACCCGGAUGCUCACUACAUAAAAGGUAUAAUAUGGUACUUUAACCUUGAUCAUUGUGACGUUGGUCUCCACCAUAUUGGCAUAGCAGCUAACUGA
Arabidopsis thaliana (thale cress) is the source of this 345-nucleotide messenger RNA. RefSeq names its product F-box family protein. The record is from RefSeq and is marked reviewed. The transcript has a single exon. Bases 1 to 345 code for a protein of 114 amino acids. NCBI's taxonomy places the organism in Eukaryota, Viridiplantae, Streptophyta, Magnoliopsida, Brassicales, Brassicaceae.